This is a messenger RNA of Euleptes europaea (tarantolino), 1059 nucleotides long. RefSeq names its product lysophosphatidic acid receptor 6-like. Gene Ontology annotation, cellular component: membrane. Gene Ontology annotation, biological process: G protein-coupled receptor signaling pathway. The record is from RefSeq and is a predicted model, not a curated record. Bases 1 to 1059 code for a protein of 352 amino acids. The transcript has a single exon. NCBI's taxonomy places the organism in Eukaryota, Metazoa, Chordata, Lepidosauria, Squamata, Sphaerodactylidae. Gene Ontology annotation, molecular function: G protein-coupled receptor activity; oxysterol binding.
AUGGAGAGGCCAGCCAAUGUGACGCCGGCCAACGCCAGUUCCGAGUGCCUCCUUCAAGCGGACUUCCAGUAUUCCGUCUUCCCUGCCGUCUACAGCACGGUCUUCGUUUUGGGCCUGCUGGAAAACAUGGCAGCCUUCUACCUCCUGACCUGCAAGACGGCCGGUGCCCCCCGUUCCUUUGUCUACCUCAUCAACUUGGCCGUGGUGGACACCAUGUUCGUCUGCGUCCUGCCGUUCAGGGUCCACUACCACCUCAACCGCAACGACUGGGUCUUCAGCGACCUGGCCUGCGCUGUCACCGGCAGCAUGUACUUUGUCAACAUCUACCUCAGCAUGGCCUUCUUCACCUGCAUCUGCGUCGACCGCUACGUGGCGGUCCUCCACCCUUUCACAUACAUCAGAAUCAAGGGCGUGCACUACGGGAUAGUCUCCGCCCUCCUCUGGGGGGUAGCGGUGGGCGUUGCCCUGCCGCUGGUCCUGGGGGGGCCUUUGACCUCCCACAAGAGCAACAGGACAGCCUGUUUCGAAAGCUUUGGGGCGGGCAGCUGGAGGGGGCGGAUGGUGCCUUACAACGUCUGCGCCCUGGUGUUCGGCUUCGCCAUUCCCUUCGUGGUAAUCUUGGUCAGCUACCCAUUGAUCGCCAGACGCAUCUCCCGCAUCCCCCGCAGUGCCCGCAAGAGGAAAGCCCUGGGGACCAUCUACCUGAUCCUCCUCAUCUGCAUAACCUGCUUCCUCCCCUAUCACCUCACCCACCUGCUCCACUUCCUGAUGCGGGCCGGCCUCAUCCAGAACUGCCGCUUUGCCACCUUCAUUUACCAAAUGCGCCGGGUCACCUUAGCGCUGGUCAGCUUCAACUGCUGCCUGAAUCCCAUUCUUUACUACUUCACUUCGGCUGGCAAGCGGUGGCGCUGCCAGCUACCUUUCCAAACCAGGGCCACCAAGGUCUACACCAUCAGCGGCAGACGGAACUGCAGGCUCCCAUGUGCUCGCCAAGUGCAGCAACUGGACGUGGAUGAGUUGAAGUUGUCGAGAAGGUUGCAGCAGCUUGGCGGACCUUAA